AUGCUGGUCAAGGUAAUCAAGAAUGGGAAAAGUACGAAAGACUAUGGCUCGAUUGACGUGCCAGGCUCGACUCCAACUGUAAGUCAAUUGAAAAUUGCAUUUGAAAAACAUUCGGGAAUCUCUCGCUUUCGACAGAGUUUUAAACUACUUCAAAGUGAUCAAUCCCUUGUGCCACUGACGGAUGACACGAAAGUGCUUGUGGACUACGGUAUUAAGAACGACUCAACGCUCGUUUUUCGUGACUUGGGUCCGCAAAUUGGAUACCGUACUGUAUUCAUAGCUGAGUAUUUGGGUCCUCUGCUCUUUGUCUUGGGCUAUGCAAUUCGCCCGAAAUUCAUCUAUGGAGAAGAAGCUGGUUCGAAACCACUAAGCACCACGGCGCUGUUGGGUGUCGUUGCCUGGUCGCUACAUUUCGUCAAACGUGAGCUCGAAACUUUUUUCGUACAUCGAUUCAGUCGACCGACAAUGCCGCUGCGUAACCUGUUUAAGAACUGCAGUUACUAUUGGUCAUUUGGAGCUGUUGUUGGCUACCCACUGUGUCAUCCACUGUAUACUAGUCCGAGCUCGAUAACACAGAUAACAAUUGGUGUAAUGCUUAUGGUCAUAUCCGAGAUACUAAAUUUCUGUGUCCACGUGCAGCUACGAAACAUGCGUCCCGCUGAAGGCUCGAAGGAACGUCCAAUUCCAAAGGGAUUCCUCUUUGCACUCGUUUCGUGCCCCAAUUAUACUUUUGAAGUGCUUGGAUGGGUUGGUUUCUCUCUCUUUACGCAAGUAGCUGCCAGUUAUGUGUUUACACUUGUUGGUUUCGUGCAAAUGGCGGACUGGGCGUUGAAAAAACACCGUGGAUAUCUUAAAGCGUACGGUGAUGAAUACAAAAAGCUGCGUCGCAAAGCCAUUAUCCCUUUUCUUUUGUAA
Molecule: messenger RNA, 915 nt
Organism: Plasmopara halstedii
Lineage: Eukaryota; Oomycota; Peronosporomycetes; Peronosporales; Peronosporaceae
Product: 3-oxo-5-alpha-steroid 4
Exons: 1
Coding region: 1-915 (304 amino acids)
Biological process (GO): very long-chain fatty acid biosynthetic process
Molecular function (GO): oxidoreductase activity, acting on the CH-CH group of donors
Source: RefSeq, a predicted model, not a curated record